Messenger RNA from Rhodamnia argentea, 856 nucleotides. Its product is annotated as early nodulin-like protein 1. Lineage: Eukaryota; Viridiplantae; Streptophyta; Magnoliopsida; Myrtales; Myrtaceae. Gene Ontology annotation, molecular function: electron transfer activity. The transcript has a single exon. The coding region runs from base 102 to 677 and encodes 191 amino acids. The record is from RefSeq and is a predicted model, not a curated record. Gene Ontology annotation, cellular component: plasma membrane.
CGCACAGAGCUCACAAGCAAAGCCAGCACCGCCAUCGCCUCAGAAGCAGCCUGUAAAGCUUCCCACCAUAAAUCAGCAUCUUCUCUCUCUCCCCCUCUCCAAUGGCAGCUCCUGCGACCUCUCUCCCACCUUCUCUCUCGCUGGCCCUUCUCCUUCUGCUCCUGAGCAUCUCCUCGUCGCAAGCGGGCGAGAUCGUCGUGGGCGGAUCCCCCGAGGGCGGGUGGACGAUCCCCUCCUCGGAGACGACCUUCACUCUCAACGCCUGGGCCGAGAGCUCCCGCUUCCGCAUCGGCGACUCCCUCGUCUUCAGGUACGACGCCGCCCAGGACUCCGUCCUCCAGGUCACCAGGGCCGGCUACCUGAGCUGCAACGCGUCCGGUCCCGUCGCCCAGCACGUCAACAAGGACGGCGAGGCCAAGGUGGAGCUGGAGAGAUCCGGCGCCUUCUACUUCAUCAGCGGGGCCCCGGGCCACUGCGAGAAGGGCCAGAAGCUGAUCGUCGUCGUGUUGUCGCCCAGGCAUGCCUACGCCAGAGUGAGCUCUCCGGCUCCUGCUCCGGUGGAGCUUGAGGGGCCGGCAGUGGCUCCGACCAGUGGAGCUGAGAGAUCCGGCCUCGACAGGGGUUUGGCCUUGGCGGCGGGCUCGUUGUUGGGGGUCGUCGGCUUGGGCUUGUUUUGAGUUGGAAGAUACAGGAUUUCCGUUUUGUGUGGGGAUGGGAUGGACUCGUGAUGUUUCCUUCUCAAUUUUUUUUACCAUGAUUCUUUCAUUCUUUGCAAAUUUGCAGGCUAUCGAAUUUAACAUGUAUUAAUAUUGGCUUGAGCAAUUCAUUCAUUUUAUUUUUCUGAAGAAAAGAAAAA